CGCAGGUUGCACUAGAGACGGAAUACGCGAUCUUCCAUGUAAGGCUACGCCUGGAAGGGGUUCCACCACAGGUGUCCAAUGAGGAAGAGAUACAAGGACAUGAAUACACUUCCGCAGUUGAGGAGACAGAUGGCUGUUUAGCUCGUUUCUGGCGACUUUGUUAACUUGGAGAACGCAUUUUUCGAACAUCAACCUUGUCCUUUUCUUUCUUUUCUUCUUACUGUGUGUAUUUGUUGUGGUUGCCAGAGUACUAUUAAGUCAUGACAAUGCCAUUCGCUAUGGAGGAGUUCCAGCAAGCCGAGAGUGACUAUAGAAUGACCCUCUCAAGACUGGCAUACACAGCGUUGUCUCAUCCACAACACAUUCGUCGUCUUGUUGCUCAUCACCAGGCUUUCCUCAGAGUUCAAGAGCACUCGGACUUGGUGCAAUGGUUAGAAAGGGGAAUUGCUAUCUAUGCUCAGUACAUUGCAAGUUACCAUAUCGACGCUGAAACUUCAGACUCCGAUGUGACAUUGCGCAAGGCUCCAAUGGUCAGAGUAAACCAACUCAGCAAGCUCUGUGCUGCACUUGGAGUUAAUGGAGGUGCACUUUAUUCAAAGUAUAAGAAGCUGGCCCAGCAGGCAAUGAACCGUGUUGAGGAGACAAAUAAAGAGGUUGACUUGGUAACAUUGCGUUUCAACGACGUCAGAGACAUUCACACGUUAGGGAAGACGGUUUCCUACUUCAAAUUGGACGAUAUAAUCCGAAGAGACUAUUUCUAUUUCUCCAUGACUCAUCCAUUGGAAACUUUUGAAAGCGAUGUCCUUGUUGAAGUGUUCCUUCUAGCCAACAAUGCCAUUGCCGUUACAAAAGUCUUGAGCGUUGGAAGAAGCUUGAUGUUUCCUCCCUUGAAAGUCUGUGACUUCCUUGUCAAGCAAAAUGACUUGGACUGCAUUUCUAUGUCUGCCGAUGAAAUCACCUUGUCUUUCAAAUGUCCAGACGAAGAACAAAUGGACGAGUGGAACCAUUUGGUUGAUCAUUUGCCAAUAGACUCGGCUUUUGACGAAAGCCACGAGAAGCUUAGACCUCUGAAGAACGGUAAAGUUGGUCUUGGAUUGAAGUUCGAGUCUCAAUCUCAACUCCGUAGAUCAACACCAAUCGUAUCACGACAUGAGUCAUUGAUUCGUUCUUCAGUUCUUUCAGACAAUUCUGUAAAACUGAACUUGGAUCUUUACUUUACCAAGGAUGCUGACCUGACUAAUAUCAACAAGCGCACAGAUGCUCCACCACUGAAAUCUCCAUUACUGAAGACCACUACUCCACAGUUGAAAUCUUUGGGCACACCGCAUCUUGAAACCAGUAGCUUCGAAGAAAGCUCUGCAUCAUUUGAGACUGAUUUAUCACCAGAGGUUAGUGCCAAACCUUCUGUAUUGAAAAGAUCCUCCCUAUGUAAUAACCUCAAUGAGUCAAUUGUCUCCCUGCCUGCUUUUGGCCAGGCUUCUACUGAAAAGACCAAGCCAUUCACAUCUACCAUUGACUUGACUUCACAAAAGCCAGUGGAGAAGAAGAAGAGACGUAAAUCAAUCUUUGGCCUGUUCAGCAAGAAGGAGAAGGAACCUUCAUUUGAAAUUUGCACAGAGCCUAUCACUCCACAACGUCAGAUAUUAUCUGAUGUUGAAUCCCAGACAAAGACUCUACCAAAAAAGGAAUCUAUGGCAUCACUUCAAAGAUCUGUCAAUCAACUUUCACUAUCCAGUGAAUCUAAGAAACCAAGCUUGCCUUCACCAUUUGCAGCCAAUACCACCACCAAAAAUCCACUCACCGAGUUGGAAAAGAGCAUACUACAAGAUUCAACACUAUUUGCUACUAUCACCAAUUCCUGCAUUGUUUCUAGAUGGCACAAUAGCAAGUGGGAACAACUUGGGAAUGGGUAUAAUACUGAGUUGAAGUUCUUCAAACAUGCAGAUAACGAUUCAUUGGCGAUUUAUACACAGCCAUGUUCUGAUGAACCUUUCAAGCUUGUGCCGUUGAGCGGAGCUUCGUUAUCCAAAUCUAGUGCUAGAGAUCUCCAGCUACAAUGUCAUCAGGGAUUCCUGGAUCAACGUCGUACCAUCUACACACUGAGAUGUGUUGAUUCACGCACGGUUUCGUUAAUUGUCGAUGAGUUGCAAAGAAUGAGAGGCUGUAACGAGAGUCUGAGCGCUGCAUCUAGCACCAGUGUCAUCUUUGAUAAGCCAUCCACUUCAACGUCAAUGAGUUCUCUUGAGGACUGCAAAUCAUUGGAGCCACCUUCCACUGCAAAGACUACUCUCUAUCAGCAAGAGUCUGUCAGUACACUAUCAGUAGGUUCUCAAGAUGCCAGUACCUUUGAUAAGAAUGAACUGCUAUUGCUAUCACAAAAGGUGAGAUUGCAUAAACAAGACCAAGAUGGGGACUGGAUUCCAGUUUCCAUGGGUAAAUUCUCUCUUCUUUCGCAUGUUCGUGAUCCAAGCUACUCCAAGUUCCAGGUGUCCUGUACAAAUGGGACUCAGUUGAACGCUUUGGUUCUCAAUCAAAAGUGUCAAAGGCUUGGUAAAUCAGGGAUCCAGUUUACUUGUGAAACAGCUACAAAACAAGAGCCGGUGUCUUAUCUGCUAGAGUUCAAAGGCAGCAAGCAGUGUUCACAGGCACUUGAACUGCUGAGUUCAUGAUGGGACCCUCAAAAAAAAGACUUAUUUCAUCUUAUUUAUAUACAUAGAAAAGGCUUU
Messenger RNA from Williopsis jadinii, 2726 nucleotides. RefSeq lists its product as uncharacterized. Bases 267 to 2669 code for a protein of 800 amino acids. The transcript has a single exon. The record is from RefSeq and is a predicted model, not a curated record. Lineage: Eukaryota; Fungi; Ascomycota; Saccharomycetes; Phaffomycetales; Wickerhamomycetaceae.